Molecule: messenger RNA, 606 nt
Organism: Penicillium expansum
Lineage: Eukaryota; Fungi; Ascomycota; Eurotiomycetes; Eurotiales; Aspergillaceae
Exons: 1
Coding region: 1-606 (201 amino acids)
Source: RefSeq, a predicted model, not a curated record
AUGCAGACCCGCUCAAAAACCCAAAACCAACCCUCCCAGCCCCCAAAACAAGCAGCCUACACCCAAUCCUCGAAUCCUGUAUCACACACGCCACAAGAACAACGAGCAACCACCGAACCGGGCCGACACCACGGCGAUACAAUUGGAGCAAUUAAACGCACAGCGGAAUCAAAACCCUCAAGCGACGAAGAACGAGCUCGUCUGAGCUCACAGCACCAGAAACACGAACAAGAACUGCACAAUGCCACCGACGUCGAUCUAGAAUACGGCGUAGAACAGCAGCCUGCGGAGGGGUAUAUUGCGGAUACUGUUCAGCGCAAGGGGAUGGGAAUGCAGCGUGCACAGGCGGGUGCGCAUGCUAGUCCAGUUGGGAGUGCGGGUGGACCUGGGCAUCCUGGUUUCGGGGAGGCGGAUGAUCUGGCGGCGAAUUUGGGGGCGAAGAGAGUUGAACAUGAUCGGGUUCUUGGUGACAGGGUUGGGAAGAGUCCGGCUGAUCCGGAGAGCGAAGGUGAGGUUGUUAGACGACGUAAGUUGGAGCAGGAUGAGAAGUUGGAUGUGGAAGGGGCCGUUAAACAGGCUACUGGUGAUCCAGUGGUGGGUAAAUAG